AUGCCCCAGUCCAUCGGAAAGUUGGAAUCAUUGACCGAGCUGCAUUUAAAAUCUACAGCAUUUGAAGAAUUGCCUGAAUUUAUCGGUUCUUUAAACAAGCUCAAGACUCUUGAUGCCUCUUAUUGUGCAUCAUUAGCCCGCAUACCAAGCUCCAUAUGCCAUCUCGCAUCUCUGUCUCGCCUUAACCUAAGGGGGUGCGAUAAACUUGCUCAACUUCCCGACAGCAUAGGCUCCCUCACAUCACUGAAGCACUUGUUAUUAUCGGAAUGCCACUCGUUGAGAGAAUUGCCAGACUCCAUCGGAAAUUUGGAAUCUUUGAUCGGGUUGGGUUUAAACUCUACAUCAUUUGAAGAAUUGCCCGAAUUUAUUGGUUCUUUGAAGAAGCUCAAGUUUCUUGAUGCCUCUUAUUGUGCAUCAUUAGUCCACAUAGCAAUCUCCAUAAGCCAUCUAGCAUCUCUGUCUUUACUUAACCUAAGGGGGUGCGAUAAACUUGGUCAACUUCCAGACACAAUAGGCUCUCUCACAUCGCUGCAGAGAUUGUUAUUAUUGGAAUGCCACUUAUUGAGAGAAAUGCCAGACUCCAUCGGAAAGUUAAAAUCAUUGACUGAGCUGCAUUUAAAAUCUACACCGUUUGAAGAAUUGCCUGAAUUUAUCGGUUCUUUAAAGAAGCUCAAGACUCUUAAUGCCUCUUAUUGUGCAUCAUUAGCCUGCAUACCAAGCUCCAUAUGCCAUCUAGCAUCUCUGUCUCUCCUUGACCUAAGGGGGUGUGAUAAACUUGCUCAACUUCCGGACACAAUAGGCUCCUUCACAUCGCUGCAGAGCUUGCUAUUAUCGGAAUGCCACUCGUUGAGAGAAAUGCCAGACUCCAUCGGAAAGUUGGAAUCAUUGACCGAGCUGCAUUUAGAAUCUACAUCAUUUGAAGAAUUGCCCGAAUUUAUUGGUUCUUUAAAGAAGCUCAAGACUCUUGAUUCCUCUUCUUGUGCAUCAUUAGCCCGCAUCCAUAGGACAUCUAGCAUCUUUGUCUCUCCUUGA
Messenger RNA from Eucalyptus grandis, 1032 nucleotides. Its product is annotated as disease resistance protein RPV1-like. The record is from RefSeq and is a predicted model, not a curated record. Lineage: Eukaryota; Viridiplantae; Streptophyta; Magnoliopsida; Myrtales; Myrtaceae. The transcript has a single exon. Bases 1 to 1032 code for a protein of 343 amino acids. Gene Ontology annotation, molecular function: protein binding.